AGGAAAGAGGAAGGGGGGAGAGGAGGAGGGGAGGGGCCUCGCCAGAGCCCAGAAAAACGACAACGCGAGAAAAAUUAGUAUUUUUGCACUUCACAAAUUAAUGACCAUGAGUUCGUUUUUGAUAAACUCCAACUACAUCGAGCCCAAGUUCCCUCCUUGCGAGGAAUACACGCAGCUCGGCGGCGGGAGCAACUACCACCACCACCAUCACCCCCAGCACCCCCAGCACCACCACCCCCAGCACUCCCAGCACCUGCGCCAGCAGCACCAGCCUCACCCGGGCCAGCCUGUUCCUGAUUACUACCAGCGGCCGAGCAGAGAACCAGGAUACCAGCCUCCUCCUCCUCCACCACCGCCUCCACCACCUCCGCCUCCGCCUCCUCCUCCGGAGGCUCUCUACCCCGCUCAGCCAGCCCACUACCCCGAGUCUCCUUACAGCUACAGCGGCCUCGGUUCUACCCCGGGACAGGACCAGCCAGCACCAGGAACCUCUCCUCCUCCUCCUCCUCCUCCACCACCUCCUGCUCCUCCGAGGAAGGGCCACCAUGCCCAAACCCAGACCUUGCUUCAAGGCCACGUCCCGCCUCCUCCUCAGCCCCAUUGCGAAGCAGCCCAGGGGUCAGCGGCUGGAGGCAACCCGGCUUCAUGCCCUCUCCUGGCCCCCGACAAGAGCCUGUCUGGCCCCAAAGGGAAGGAACCGGUGGUGUACCCUUGGAUGAAGAAAAUCCACGUGAGCACUGUCAACCCCAAUUACACUGGAGGGGAGCCCAAAAGGUCUCGGACUGCCUACACCAGACAGCAGGUCCUGGAGCUGGAGAAGGAGUUUCACUUCAACCGCUACCUGACCCGGAGGCGUCGCAUCGAGAUCGCGCACUCCCUCUGCCUCUCUGAGCGCCAGGUGAAGAUCUGGUUCCAGAACCGGAGGAUGAAGUGGAAGAAAGACCACAAGCUGCCCAACACCAAGAUGCGCUCCUCCAACCCUGCCAGUCUCAGCCAGCCAGCCAAAGCACAGCCUCACCCAACCCCAGCAACACCACCAGCACCAUUGCCAAGGGGCAGAGCCACCCCAAACUCAGCAUCGCUAUGAUGUCGGCCCGACAGACUCAGGGACACAUCCAGCUUCACCUCUUUCUGUCCUGAGGACCAAGUCAAACUAUAUUAAGAGGGAACGAAACCAGAGCAAGAUUAAAAUGUCCAGCAUAGGGCCUGUGUAUUCAAACCAAAAAAAAAACUGGAUCAAGUGUUUCUUCCCUUCUGUAAAUAUGUCUCCAUCCCCAUUGUUUGUAAUUAUAAUAAUUAUUUAUGGAAAUACAGUACUACCGUCUACCCGCCACGUUAAUGGAUGGAUCCUAUGCCUAAGAAGGACCCUGUGUAUAUAUGUUUUAAGGCGUCAAAAGUGUUUCCGAAGAGUGACUUUGUGAGGCGUGGUCGUGUAAAAAGCAUAGGAUUGUGCUGUUUCGUGGUGUGUUGGUGGACUCUCUCAGUUGCAGGGACCCAGGAGUAAACUCAUCUUGUUUCAUUUGAGGUCUUGUGGGGUUUAGGAAAAAGAAGGAGCCCAAUGAUCACACACCCCUUACGGACUAAAAAAAGAUGUGGGGUUUUUUGUGUGUGUGUACCAAGAAUCAUGCAGCUUUUAAAAAGUAUAGUCCUUGUUUUGGUGGUGAUAUGUUAAUCUCCCCAAUGUUGGGUGGUUUUUAAAAACCUCUUUUUAUUAUUAUUAUUUCAAGGGAAGUACACCAAUAUUGCUAUAAAAGCUGUUUCCGUCUUUGUGUCAUGCCACAGUCAAAGUCCAUGUACAAUGUGCGAUUUAUGUGUAUACAUGUGUGAACGUGUGAUGUGUAUAUACACAUAUAUAAUGUCCAGUGCUGUUAAUAAAGAAUACCCUGUACCCCAAAAAA
Molecule: messenger RNA, 1898 nt
Organism: Sceloporus undulatus (fence lizard)
Lineage: Eukaryota; Metazoa; Chordata; Lepidosauria; Squamata; Phrynosomatidae
Gene: HOXA4
Product: homeobox A4
Exons: 2
Coding region: 101-1087 (328 amino acids)
Biological process (GO): regulation of transcription by RNA polymerase II; anterior/posterior pattern specification; embryonic skeletal system morphogenesis
Cellular component (GO): nucleus
Molecular function (GO): RNA polymerase II cis-regulatory region sequence-specific DNA binding; DNA-binding transcription factor activity, RNA polymerase II-specific
Source: RefSeq, a predicted model, not a curated record